Peromyscus leucopus (white-footed mouse) is the source of this 1499-nucleotide messenger RNA. RefSeq names its product zygote arrest 1 (gene Zar1). The transcript has 4 exons. Gene Ontology annotation, molecular function: mRNA base-pairing post-transcriptional repressor activity. The record is from RefSeq and is a predicted model, not a curated record. Bases 1 to 1080 code for a protein of 359 amino acids. Lineage: Eukaryota; Metazoa; Chordata; Mammalia; Rodentia; Cricetidae. Gene Ontology annotation, biological process: translation. Gene Ontology annotation, cellular component: cytoplasm.
AUGUUCCCGGCGAGCAUGCCCCACUCGUGUCCGCAUCCCUACCCGCCAGCCGACAAGGCCCGGGAAGGCUGGCGGUUCCGUGCCGGGGGCUACCGGCCGGGGCCUCCCUCCUUCUUCCCGGGCUGCGGGAACCUCAGCGCCACCGAGUACUUCGACAGUUACCGGCGGGCGCAGCUCAUGGCCCUGUUGUCGCGGAUGGGUCCCCGGCCGGUCAGCAGCCGCGAUGCUGCGGUGCAGGUGAACCCGCGCCGCGACGCCUCGGUGCAGUGCUCGCUCGGGCGCCGCACGCUGCAGCUCGGACAGCGUCGACCGGGCCCCGAGGUCCGGCCGGGUUCCCGCCCGCCCUGCAGCCCCGCCGGCGCCCGGAGGCCCCCGCGCUCCUGGCGCACUGUCGCCGUGUACUCGCCGGUGGCCUUCUGUGGCCUCGCCUCUCCGCUGGAGGGCGGGCAGAAGCCCACCGAGGGAGAGCCGGGGCCGGCAGCCGCGGGGACCUGGGAAGCGGAGCCGGGAAAGGGAGAGGUGGCGGCGAGGAAAGAAGUCCCCGAGCCGGGCAACAAAGGGGGCGACGUCCAGGACGAAGGGGAGGCCGGGCAGGAGCAGCCGCUGCGGGAGGACCCGGACAGUGGGGCGACCUCGCAGUCUGAGUCCCGGAGUCAGGAGCUGCGUCCUGCCGCAGAGACGGCUCAGGACACGGGUGACUCGGCCUCCUCGAGAAACGGGGUCUCCCCGCAGAGCACGGAGCCGGACAAGGAGCGCCUGCGCUUCCAGUUCUUAGAGCAGAAGUAUGGCUAUUACCACUGCAAGGAGUGCAAGACCCGAUGGGAGAGUGCCUAUGUGUGGUGUGUGCAGGGCACCAGCAAGGUGUACUUCAAACAGUUCUGCCGAGUGUGCCAGAAAUCUUACAACCCCUACCGAGUGGAGGAUAUCACCUGCCAAAGUUGUAAAAGAACGAGAUGCGCCUGCCCAGUCAGACUUCGCCACGUGGACCCGAAGCGCCCCCAUCGUCAAGACUUGUGUGGGAGAUGCAAGGACAAACGGCUGUCCUGUGAUAGCACUUUCAGCUUCAAAUACAUCAUUUAGUCCAAGUCGGACAUGUUUCUGCUAGAUGGGGCUGACAGAGCGGGCAAGCGAGCUUUCUCCCACGUCCCCCUCGCCUCCCCUCCUCUCCCUUCUCAAAAUACUUCAUGAAAGGCAGUGUACUUGGAUAAAGCCCGUGAAAUAAUAAUAAAAAAAAGUAUUGCAAAAACAGUUUGAGGCUUUAUCCAAUUUGUGUCUCGGUUUGAGGAAAGCGUGUGCUGGAAGUGGGCGGGACCUGUCACCUACACUGGGUUAACAUCUGUGAUGGCAGGGUGGGUCAGGCCGGGUUAGGGAGGUUACAGGCACUGGAUCGAGACUCUUAAGGCUUCAAAGGCAGCUUCAGUCUGUAGGUCUAAAGUUCCUUCGAUUUUUAUCAAACAGGAUCAACACAUGAUAAAGUUGUAUGGCGUGUAGUGUAGUUU